Messenger RNA from Zea mays, 1988 nucleotides. The record is from RefSeq. NCBI's taxonomy places the organism in Eukaryota, Viridiplantae, Streptophyta, Magnoliopsida, Poales, Poaceae.
GAAACACUAAACUUAUAUCACAUUCAUCAACAUAAUCACACAUCGCAUGCAUAGAACCAAUACGCUCUUUGCAUAACUCACUUCAAAACAAAUCAUCAACUCACAAAUACCAUGCACCUACUUCCCAAAUCGCGAACACAUACAUGUCGCCUUCUUCUCUACGAACUGAAAUCCAAACACAAACAUAUUCACACACAUGUACGCACUACAUCAACCAAUUCACAGGGAGAGUAAACCACACAAUAAACAACAACCUGGCCAAAUCGAAUUUGGGUUGCGCAUGUCAUCCAAUGAGCUAGCAUUUCAUCUCAUAGGCGGAGCACAAGGCGCGACAUCAACGACGGUUGCAAUUAACACAUCCUUUAUUCCAAGUGUAGACUGCUGCCAGCUUGAAUUGUUGGCAUGUUAGAUGCUCUUGGUUUUUGUGCACAUAGAAGGAAAUUCAAUCAAAUCCCAUCAUGCAAGAAGAUUCCAGUGAACUACAUAUCAAAUCUUCAUUCUUCAGAUAGUAAAAGUUUGCAAGCUCUAUCGACAAGGUGUUUUGGCAAAAUAGGAAGCAUUCCUAGACCAACAACCAGAAAUAUCUUAGCAAGAGUCGUUAAAGCCCCGGCACCCUUUUCAGAAAGUUGCACCUGUGCACCUUGUUGGACACGGAUAUCGAUGCCUUUGCUAUCCAUCGAAAUAACAGCUAGGUCGUCUACCUCUCCUUCAUCAGUUGACAAAUGCUCUUUCACAGGCUUUGAGAACAUUGAGUUGAGUUCCUUCAGAUUUUGUUCCCCUCCAUCCAUAGCAAUCUUGUCAGGUUGCAGAGUCUCAUAUUCGUUCACAUCUACCCAAGCAACAGUACCAAAACUCAUAUAACGAUUGCUUAAAAGACUCGUCCUCUGGGCCAUCAGAACCACCACUACUACCAUGUCGGUUUUUGUUUCCUCCAUAAAGAAAUCCUUACAGAUUAUGCACUAAAUCAACAAUUUAACUAAAUAUAAGUUGUGAAAAAUGAAGCAUAAAUCCUCACUUCCUCAAUCACGUAGGUUGUGCUGUAUACUUCAAACAAUGAAUGAAAAAAACAAGUGACUAUGACUUGCUAAUUAGCUGCUAGCCUGUCAUACACGCUACAGCCUGCACCAGUAGACAAGGUUGAGGUGACCUGUGGCAGGCAGCCAGCCUCGCCUCGACCAAAUGCCAAAGACCUAUAGGGACGGAGAGUACAUUGCAAGAACGAUCACAUGAAAUAUUUCGCAGAAAGAAAAGAAGUUUAGGAAUACUUGUUCAACACGUACAAAAGAACCACCAUUGCAAGUUCACAGGAGAUCCAAGAUUAAGGCAACAAAAUACUAAACAUAAACCAUUGCAAGAAUGGUCGCAUGAAAUAUUUUGCAGAAAUAAAAGACUUGAUAAAAGCAGAAAUAUGGCUUGCUCGCUGCAGCUGGUACAACAGAUGUUUAUACGGGGUUCGGACAAUCUUUAAAGAUGACGACAAGCAGGUAGUGAAUCAUAGGGUUUAUUCAAAAAUGAUGUAGCAGACAUGAUUUACCGCCAUGGUGGUCUCUGCAAUUUGAAUGUUGUUUCAUGUGAUUCCUUCACAGAGAACCAGCUUCUGCUCGCAGAAAUGUUGUUGAACAAUGAUAUAACUAACUGAUAAAGAAUGAGAUACAUGACACAGGCACACUCAAAGCAGAGUAAUCUGUUAUUCACUAAAAUGAGACCGGCACGCAACACCUUUGCAAUAAGAAUUGGUUACUGGUGUAGUUAAUUCACAUGAAAAUUCACACUUGGAUGCACUUGUUCAGAACUCCACUCAAGGUUCUACCUUAUGAGAUUUGAGCAGCUCGAAUGCUUCCUUGCAGAACAAUGGAGAUGGAGUGAUAAACACUACACUGAAGUAAUGAAACAGGAAGUGGGCUGCACAGCUAAAAUGUGAAAGAAUAAUUCAUUCAGGAGAUGUAAGGAUUACAUCUGUGGCUAUGUCCUUGUACAUUACAUGAUAG